This is a messenger RNA of Perognathus longimembris pacificus (Pacific pocket mouse), 2006 nucleotides long. It is a transcript of the gene Cwf19l1, whose product is annotated as CWF19 like cell cycle control factor 1. The transcript has 14 exons. The record is from RefSeq and is a predicted model, not a curated record. Gene Ontology annotation, cellular component: post-mRNA release spliceosomal complex. Bases 110 to 1726 code for a protein of 538 amino acids. Gene Ontology annotation, molecular function: RNA lariat debranching enzyme activator activity. Gene Ontology annotation, biological process: mRNA splicing, via spliceosome. Lineage: Eukaryota; Metazoa; Chordata; Mammalia; Rodentia; Heteromyidae.
UGGCUGACAAGCGAUGACGUCUUAUUGUAGCGCCGUGGCCUAGCUCCCGGCAGCUUGUGUAGCGGGACCCAGUGUUAAGUGGUCGUCCCAACUUCAGCUAUUGGGACCGAUGGCUCAAAAACCGCUGCGCCUCUUGGCUUGUGGAGAUGUUGAAGGGAAGUUUGAUGUUUUAUUCAAUAGAGUUCGAGCAAUUCAGAAGAAAAGUGGAAACUUUGAUCUGCUGUUGUGUGUAGGAAAUUUCUUUGGCUCAACCUCAGAUGCUGAAUGGGAGGAGUAUAAGACUGGCAUCAAGAAAGCUCCUAUUCAGACAUAUGUGCUUGGUGCCAAUAAUCAAGAGACAGUAAAAUAUUUCCAAGAUGCUGAUGGGUGUGAAUUAGCUGAAAACAUUACUUACUUGGGUCGUAAAGGCAUCUUCACUGGAGGCUCGGGACUGCAGAUUGUGUACCUUAGUGGGAUAGAGUGUUUAAGUGAGCCAGUCCCUGGCUACAGUUUUGGCUCCAAAGAUGUGUCUUCCCUGAGAACAAUGCUGUGUUCAACAUCCCAGUUUAAGGGUGUUGACAUCUUGCUUACAUCCCCAUGGCCCAAGUAUGUGGGGAACUUUGGGAAUUCUUCUGGGGAAGUGGAUACCAAAAAAUGUGGCUCUGCUUUGGUCUCCAGUCUUGCAACAGUCUUGAAACCAAGAUACCAUUUUGCUGCUUUGGAAAAGUCCUAUUAUGAGAGGCUUCCAUACCGGAAUCAUGUUGUUCUGCAAGAAAAUGCACAGCAUGCCACCCGAUUCAUAGCUCUGGCAAAUGUUGGAAAUCCAGAAAAGAAAAAGUAUCUUUAUGCAUUUAGCAUUCUUCCCAUGAAACUAAUGGAUGCAGCAGAACUAGUAAAACAGCCUCCGGAUGUCACCGAAAACCCUUACAGAAAAUCUGGGAAAGAAGCAUCCAUAGGAAGUCAAAUUCCUGCCCCUGAGGAAGAAUCAGCCCCUCAAUUCUUCUUUGACUUGAAUGUAAAGCAAGGAAGGAAGCGUUCAUCCACAGGCAGAGAUAAUAAACUUUCUUCUCAUCCAAAGCAGCCUCGCAAGCCUCCACAGCCUCUAGGCCCCUGCUGGUUUUGCCUUGCCAGCCCUGAAGUGGAAAAGCAUUUGGUGGUCAAUGUUGGCACACAUUGCUACCUUGCCCUGGCCAAAGGAGGCUUAGCUGAUGACCAUGUCCUCAUCCUGCCCAUUGGGCACUACCAGUCAGUGGUAGAGCUUUCCACAGAGGUGGUGGAAGAGGUGGAGAAGUAUAAGGCCACCCUGAGGCGCUUCUUUAAGAGUCGAGGGAAACAAUGUGUUCUAUUUGAGAGGAAUUAUAAGAGCCAUCACCUCCAGCUACAGGUCAUUCCUGUGCCACUCAGCUGCUGUGCUACAGAUGACAUUAAAGAUGCCUUCAUUACCCAGGCACAAGAGCAACAGAUAGAACUGCUGGAAAUCCCAGAGCACUCCGACAUCAAACAGAUUGCACAGCCAGGAGCAGCAUAUUUUUAUGUUGAACUUGACACAGGAGAGAAGCUUUUUCACAGAAUUAAAAAGAAUUUUCCUUUGCAAUUUGGAAGAGAGGUACUGGCCAGUGAGUUCAUCCUUAAUAUUCCUGACAAAUCUGACUGGAGGCAGUGUCGGAUCAGCAAGGAAGAGGAGGAAACCCUAGCUCGACGUUUCCGAAAAGACUUUGAGCCCUUUGACUUCACUCUGGAUGACUAAGCAAAAGGAAAGACUUUAUGAACUUGACAGGAGAUUGUUGCUGUCUGCUUUUUAAAUGAAAUUUGCAGUCUCCCAUGAAGACUGCUUACUGCUUUUUUGUGCAUUCUCAUGGGACUGGCCCUGCAGUAAGAGGAUUAGGAUUUUUUUUUCUUCUUGUCAUUCUAGGAUGCAAAUUGUAUGCUAAAAGAAUUUGAAUGUCUUAUCCAGCUCUUAGAACAGCUUCUGUUUAUUUACAUUUUUGCACACUUGUUAACUACUAAAUAAAAUCCAAAUGCUUUUC